Messenger RNA from Hemicordylus capensis (graceful crag lizard), 4120 nucleotides. RefSeq names its product cellular inhibitor of PP2A (gene CIP2A). The coding region runs from base 143 to 2872 and encodes 909 amino acids. Gene Ontology annotation, molecular function: protein binding. The record is from RefSeq and is a predicted model, not a curated record. Lineage: Eukaryota; Metazoa; Chordata; Lepidosauria; Squamata; Cordylidae. The transcript has 21 exons.
GCCGGCCACGACUUCCGGCCAGAGCCGCGGGCGCGCUCUACUCUGAGUGGGUGUCGGCGUCAAAAUGGCGGCCAGGGCGCCAAGUUCGAGUCUUUGAGGGAGCGAGGCGAGCGGUUGGCGAAGGAGAGGCGGCGCCGGCGCCAUGGACGCCUCGGCCUGCAUGAAGUCGCUGCUUCUGGCCGCCUCCCAGUAUCGGGCUGCGCGCACCCAGCCCAACGCAGCGCUGUUGCAGCGGAGCCUGGAGGUUAUCUCAGGACUGAAACUGACAAGAUUGUUUGCAUCAAACCAGAUUUUACCAAGUGAAUGUCUGAGCUGUUUGGUAGAACUCAUUGAAGACCCAAAUACAAGCCCUUUGUUAACCCAGAAUGUGGUAGGCUUGCUCUCUCAGUUAGUUCUGGACAAUGAGACUAGAGAAGCCCUUCAGAAUACUUACAAUCUGAGUAGUGUUCUGUCAGGUGUGAUUCAUCGGAGUUCUGUCAAUCUUCUCGAUCCAGUAUUAAUACAGAGUAUUCAGCUGCUACAAAAAUUAACCUACAAUGCAAGAGUAUUCCAUGCUAGUGCCAAUACUGAUGAAUUAAUUUCAUUUCUUAUGCAUCGUAUUCAGUCCACAGAAGAUGAGUUAACAAUACCAUGCCUAGGACUUAUGGCAAAUCUGUGUCGGCACAAUCUAUCAGUUCAAGCGCAUCUCAAAUCAUUGACUAACGUGAAGGGUUUCUAUCGUACCCUGAUCAGUUUCUUGGCCAACAGUAGCCUAACAAUGGUUGUAUUUGCACUUUCAAUAUUAUCAAGUCUUACGUUAAAUGAAGAAGUUGGAGAAAAGCUUUUCCAUUCGAGAAACAUUCAUCAGACUUUCCAGUUAAUAUUCAACAUUCUUGUGAACGGUGAUGGAACACUAACAAGAAAGUAUUCUGUUGAUCUGCUCAUGGAUCUCCUGAAGAAUCCCAAGAUUUCGGACUAUCUUACCAAGUAUGAACAUUUUACAUCCUGCCUCAGCCAGGUGUUGGGCCUCCUUCAUGGAAGGGAUCCAGAUUCUUCAGCAAAGGUGUUGGAGUUGCUUCUUGCUUUUUGUUCAGUAACAGAACUUCGUCAUGUGUUGUGUCAAGCAAUAUUAGAGCCAAAUACAGCAAGCUGUGGAAAUUCAAGACUCGCAACACGAUCUAAGCCUUCAGAACCAUCCGUUGUCUUAGUGCAUUGGUCAAACCAACCAUUGGAAGCAUCUGAAAGCUGUUCAGGUCUUGCUUUGGAGCUGUUCAGGGAGAUAUUUGAGGAUGUAAUUGACACAGGUAACAGUGCUGUGGCUGAACGCUUCGUGGACCUUCUUUUGCCUGUCCUUCUCGACCAUCUCCAGUUUCCAGAUCAGACACUGGAAGACCAGUUGGCAAAGAAGAAAUGUGAAAGAAUGAUCAAAGCCAUCGAUAUAUUGAUUACGCUUUGUGCAGAUGAUAUACUAAAAACGCACGUUACUGAAGCUAUAACAGCUAGCAAAUGUACCUCUUUAAUAGAACAGCAGUUUACAUGCAGUGGGAUUGACUUCAGCUUUGGGGCAAAGGUAAUGGACUCUGAACAGAGCACGCUUGCUGCUGAUGUAAUUUUAAAAACCCUGGAUCUUAUGAGCAAACUUAAGCAGCUGGUUCCUAGCAUGGAAGUCAGCUUUUACAAAGUUCUUCAGGAUCAACGUUUGGUUACACCUUUGGCUUUUGCUUUAACAUCAGACCACAGAGAGCAAGUACAGGCGGGACUUAGAAUACUGUUUGAAGCAGCACCACUGCCAGAUUUUCCAGCUAUAGUGCUUGGUGAAAGUAUUGCGGCUAAUAAUUCUUACAGACAACAGGAAGCAGAACAUGCCUCUAAAAGAAGCCACUUGCAAUCAUCCAUGACCUGUGUUAACUCAAUGAAGUGUUCCUUUGUCUGCCCUCCAAAUGAUGAUGCUGCAACUUUCAACAUACAGGACCUGAUACAGAAACUUCAAUCUGGUCUGGAGAUGAAGGAAUCAGUCACAGAUGUGAGGGUAUCUGAAAUAAUGGAUGUGUAUGAGCAGAAGUUAUCUGCAUUAGCAUCCAAAGAAAGCAGGUUGCAAGAUCUUUUGGAAGCAAAGGCAUUAGCUCUUGCUCAAGCUGAUAGACUUAUUACCCAGUAUCGCUGUCAGAGAGCUCAAGCUGAGUCAGAGGCUAGGACACUCGCAUCAAUGCUGAAGGAUGCUGAACGAAAAAAUGAAGAUCUUGAGGCAUUAUUGAAAGCACAGCAGGUUGAAUCUGAACGGGUGCAAAGUGAUAUUGAACAGCUUUUUCAUCACAAUAGGAAGCUGCAGACAAUAGCUGAAGAACAUGAGAUACUGAAGAGAUCUUCCAUUGACCUUCUUGAAAAGUAUGAAACAGUUGAAAGUCAAUAUAAAGAUAUGCAGGUAACAUGUAAUUCACUGAAUAAACAACUUGAGACUAUUAAGAAGCUGAAUGAAUCACUAAAGCAACAAAAUGACAAAACUGUUGCUCAGUUACUAGAAACAGAAGAACAUAGAAAAGAAUUGCACAAAUUGUUACAAGAUAAAGAAGAAAAAAUAUCAAGUUUGCAACAAAAGGUAAAGAUUCAGGAAGAAAAACUGAAAGCCCGGCAGAAGGAAACAGCAGAUAUGGAAGAGACUAUAGAUAUCCUUAGAAAGGAAUUAAGUAAAACAGAGCAGGCAAGAAAAGAACUGAGUAUUCAGGCAUCUUCCUUGGAAGUUCAGAAGUCACAGCUAGAAGGACGACUGGAAGAAAAAGAGGCCUUAAUCAAACUCCAGCAAGAAGAGUUGAACAAACAUUCUCAUAUGAUAGCAAUGAUACAUAGUUUAAGUGGUGGUAAAUUAAAUGCAGAGACUGUGAAUCUCAGUUUAUAGUACUGAUUAUCUAAUAUUGUAUUAACUUAAGAGUCAACCAACAUUAAUAUGCGCCUUAAGUAUUGUUACGUAAAGAAAAUUCUGAUUGUCAUUCUUGAAAAUUGCUUUUAUUUUGAACGUUUUGUUUAUUUUGACACGAUAUUAGCUCCCUUUUUGACACGAAUGUCCCCACUUCUGUCAGCUGCUAUGGAGGCCUUAUUUCCUGGUUUGACAAGCAAUUACUUGACAUCAUUCUGAAAAGGAGCAGACUAGAGAUCCUUUUGAUGCACAUCCUAUCCCUGAUAGUGGGAAUUGUGAUGGAUGGGUAGGUGGCACUCCACUUCUGGGCUGACAUUACAUGUGGUUUCAAAGUCAGUUUUGAAUGUCAUGCAUAUAAAAAUGUAUAUAGUUGAGUCCAGCUGUUUAACACACAAACCCAGAAAUUAAAGGGGCAACAUCCAAAAUGUAUGUAAGAUACAUUUUUAAAAGCAAUGAAUUGCACAUAAUUCAAAUUCCUACAUUAUGUAUUAAUUGAUAGCUGAUAGCCUAUUAAUGUCUAGUUUCCAAGAAAUAGAAAACACUAGUGUGUAUAUUCAGCUUAAACCAUUUAUCUUCCAGUAUUAAAUCCUAUCGAGUUCCACUUGCUACUUUUCAGUUUUUAGGUUUCUGAAAAUGUCUGUAGUUUAUCAACUUUAUCUGACAAUCGCAAGCUAUCAAUUCUUCACUGUGUAAAGAUUUUUAGAAAAAAAAAUUGAAUCUUCAUUAUACAUAUUUUUGCUACAUUUAGGUAAAGCUAGAAUUCCAUAUAUUUUUAAACUACUGCCUGAAUAUUUUUCAGCUAAUGGACUUAAAUGAGAAUAUAUAUUUUAAAAAUAACUUUGAACAUAAAGCAAAGGUAUGCAUUUUGCUCAAGUACAAUACCCUAUCUAUCUCCCAUGCAUUUUAAUGAAAGAAACUUGACAAUGUUUGGAGAUAUUAAAAUUCUGAAACUCAGUGAACAAUAAUUCCACUUGGAGUGGACUGAUGUAAAGCCAGAAUGCCAUCAAUCUUAUUUAACUUUUGCUUUGACUCCCUAUGUCUCUAUCUUCUACUCUAGCUAUGUGGCCUUGAUGCUGUCACUACAUUUUAGAAAGCAUCCUCUGUUUGUGUCUCAGUGGCUUUUGCCUUUUUAAAAUGAAAUAUUUAUUAUGGGCAUAUUUUUAUAAGUGUUCUUUUGUAAUUUUUUAGAUGUCAUUUAUCUCUGCGAAAGGAAAUAAAACAUUAAUUCCA